Messenger RNA from Coregonus sp. 'balchen', 2371 nucleotides. The record is from the annotation of a GenBank genome assembly. NCBI's taxonomy places the organism in Eukaryota, Metazoa, Chordata, Actinopteri, Salmoniformes, Salmonidae.
UUCUAUCACAUACUAAAAUGUAACACAUCUUUAUUCUACAGUUAUGGUCUCACGUUGGACCAGAAUAGAGAUUUGACGGUGGAGAGACUGGAGUAUAUCUUAACGAGGCCACUAAUGCGACAUCACCUCAAAGAUCAGGUGAACAAAUUCAGUCUUUUACACCCCUCAACUGAUAGCAGUUUUACACCUCACGCAUUGCAGAAUGUUUGUCUGGGUGUUGUUCAGAUAUGAAACUGAGUUGUAUGUCUUGAGGGGUUUUUAGAUGAAAGAGAAACAACCAGGCUUCAUAGCCAAGAGCUUGGGUAUCACGGAACUGAUAUGCUCUGCAGAUAUGUCCACUGGAGUAAAGGUAUGCUAAUUGAUGCUCCAACACACACACACACACACACACUCACACACACACUCACACAGGUAAGCAUUGCUUGUCAUAGGCAUAGUAAGGUAAGCAUGAUAUAAUUAUAUAACCAAAUUCAUGAUUACACUGUGUAGGCUGUGUGUACUGUCUGUACUGUGCUCUUUGGCAUUCUCCCCUCUGGUCCACAGUUGGGUGUGGUCUGUGGCUUGUUUGGUGGUGCAGUCACAAACCUUGGAAGCCCUGAACAGAAAAAAACAUGGUAUCUCCCGGUUACGGUACGUGUCCACUGUCACUCACACAGCUCACAUGCAAAGUAAUGUAACAGAUCAUUUACAGCUUUUGUCCCAAUGUCUGCCUCUUGUCAUUACAUUCUUACCAUGCAUGCACUUGCACAUAGCUUUUUCUGCCAUACACAUUCACAUUCAUCCACAGCACAUAGUGUCAUUGGAUGUUGUUAUUUAUCCGAUACAACAAUGGAUUUAGCCUUUAAUUUUUAAUCCUUUGUCAACUCUUCAUCACAAUUGUUUUGACUGGGUGUAACUUCUGUCAGGAUUCGGAGUUCACUGGGAUGUUUGCCAUGACAGAGAGGGGUCAUGGGAGUAACGUCCGGGGAAUCCUUACAGAGGCCUGCUACGAGCCAUCUACACAGGUCAGCUUAAUAACAUGCAUAACACACUCACAAAUCAAGUGACACCAUUGAGGUAAUGAGGAAUUCUGGACUGAUGGACAGUUGAUUGGUUCAACACGGCAGCAACCUCUUUUCACCACUCAACAUUGACCUACUGUACCGGUCAUUUGGGUUAGGAUGAAAUUCCACUUUAGUUACAGUGUAUCAUAAUUAGUUCCACUAUGUGCAGAGGACAUUAUACCACAUACCCCAAAUGAUACAGUCUGUUGUACGUAAUCCGUAACACAGUGGACUAGAUCAUAUUGUGUUACAAAGUUACACAACUAUAUCAAUAUGUAUGUGAAAUAUGCAGGUCAUGGACAUGUCUAGUAUAAACAGUAUGUUCCCUCUUUUAGUCUGGGCCUUUCUUUACUGAUCAUAUUUAGUUAUAUCCAUUUCUCUUUUGGCCUUCAGGAGUUCAUCAUCCACACACCGUGUGAGGAUGCCCAGAAGAUGUACAUCGGAAACUCCAUGAAGGGGAAUUACGCCUCCGUGUUCGCUCAGCUCAUCAUCAAUGGAGAUUCCCAAGGUGGGACUCACUCAAUACAACAGUCUGUCUGCUAUGGGUUGUGUUUAGCAACAGCCCCUGUGCAUUUACUAAUGUAUGUUCAAUGUUUGUAUUCAUCCCCAUAGGUCCUCACUGUUUCAUUGUCCCAAUCCGAGACCGACAUGGAGUCAUGAAUCCUGGAGUGACAGCCAUUGACAUGAAGCACAAAGAAGGUAGCUAGUUUUCAAUGGCCUGUUUUUCCUGCAAGCAGUGUUCUUCUUCCAACUGUGUGCCAUGAAUAUGAUACUGUGAGACAAUUAUUAUUGUCACAAAUGCACACAGUUGUGUAUUAAUAUGUGGAUUUUUAUUGAACAUUUGACACUUAGGCAUGCUGUGUGUAUGUGUGUGUGUGUGUGUUGUCACAGGCUUACACGGGGUUGACAAUGGCAUCUUGAUAUUCGACAAUGUCAGGAUACCGAGGAAGAACCUACUCAGCAAGUGAGUGGACUGUAAUCAUUGUAUUUCUAUAUAACAUAUGAAUAUUAUGUGCUCCACUGCCGGGUCAGUGAACAGUUCUCUAUAACUGCCUUUGGAAGUUGAAUGCAUUCCAGACAUCGUUGGAAUAUGUCCUCACUUGAAUUAUGCCUAGCUGUGUACAGUGUAAAGGAUGCAGCAUCAAUGUGUUUUAUGACCCUCCUGCUCCAGGUUUGGCUGUGUGUCGGCAGAUGGGCUGUACUCUUCUCCUGUCCAGAACAAGAGCAAACGUUUUAACGCCAUGUUGGCUGCUCUCACCCCUACAAGGCUGGGGCUCACUGUCCAGGCCAUGGCUGCCAUGAAGGUGUGUUUACAGGGCCAUGUGUAG